Messenger RNA from Babjeviella inositovora NRRL Y-12698, 476 nucleotides. RefSeq lists its product as uncharacterized. The transcript is spliced from 2 exons. The record is from RefSeq and is a predicted model, not a curated record. The coding region runs from base 69 to 290 and encodes 73 amino acids. NCBI's taxonomy places the organism in Eukaryota, Fungi, Ascomycota, Pichiomycetes, Serinales.
UAAACCAAGCCUGAUAUCGAAACCCUGCCAAAGACUAUCUAUUCUCCUCAUUCACCACAUAUUUUAACAUGAGAGCCUCCCAAAUUUUGUUCAGCGCCCAGAAGAAGUCCGGUUUCAAGUUGCCAUUCCCAGUCGAAUUGACUCCAUUAGCCAUCUGUACCGCACUUGCCUGUGGCUCCCUUGCUUUCUUUACCACCAAGCACUUUGCCGGUGACCAAGAAUUGAGACUCCGCAGAAACCCAGAGUUGUCUAUCCUUGAAGAAACCAUCAAGAAGCAUGAAGACAACUAAUCUUCAUGGUUAAACACUCCUUUUUCUUCAUCUAACUGCGGUGGCGGUUGGGUGACCCAUCGCCGUCCAUUGAUGAUGCCGUUCAGACACCCUCAUAUCUCUUUAGACCCUGAAUAUUGUUUAUAUUUAUUAUCCAUGGUGUAGAAUUCCAGAUUAUAUCUCUCUCUCGUGUACAGUAAAAGACAG